This is a messenger RNA of Melanotaenia boesemani (Boeseman's rainbowfish), 3360 nucleotides long. It is a transcript of the gene rfng, whose product is annotated as RFNG O-fucosylpeptide 3-beta-N-acetylglucosaminyltransferase. Gene Ontology annotation, cellular component: Golgi membrane. The transcript is spliced from 9 exons. The record is from RefSeq and is a predicted model, not a curated record. The coding region runs from base 392 to 1552 and encodes 386 amino acids. Gene Ontology annotation, molecular function: O-fucosylpeptide 3-beta-N-acetylglucosaminyltransferase activity. Gene Ontology annotation, biological process: regulation of Notch signaling pathway; pattern specification process. NCBI's taxonomy places the organism in Eukaryota, Metazoa, Chordata, Actinopteri, Atheriniformes, Melanotaeniidae.
AAGGUGUGACCGGAAGUGCGGGGUAUAGCUGUUUCCUGUAACUUGUCUGUGAAGGAGUUGUGUGUUGUUUUAGUCUCGUUUCCAGCUGCCAGAAGUACGUGUGUUUUUCUGUCCGACGGUGCCUGCCACUGUGGGGUUCUGAUGUAGACAGGGAAGCGGACCAGGAACAGAGAACUGGACCGAAACCAGACUGGAACAAAGAAGACGACGAACCGUGCAGUGAGCUCGGCUCCCUUUAAUCCCCAACACAGAGACCGAGGACGGUUCUCCAGCUGUGUUCGGGUCUGAUCCUGACUGGAUAUCAGGAGCUGGGGACAUUUUAAUGGUGUCCCUGUGAUGGCACAAUGACGGGACGGGGUGGUUCUGGAAGCGGCUGCAGCCCUGGAGGCUGAUGGACCUUCGUCUUUGGCUCAUCAGGAUGCACAUAGCUUCAGUCAGUCUCAGUAAGUUCUGCUUCCUUUGCUCCCUGGCGUUCUGCUGCCUCCUCCUCCUGCUCAUCCCGACCCUCCAGCCCCCGCCUCGCCUGCUGGACCUGCCUCAGCCUCGACCCCAAGCCAGACCUGCAGGAACGAAGCAGUCGCAUCAUGGCCAGGUUCCUGCAGGUUCUGCAGGAGGCUCAGAAACACAGGGGAGGCUGGUCCAGACCAAAGAGAGCAGGAAUGAAAAUCAAAGUCCAAAGAGAGGAACUGAAACUGAUGGGGGUCCAGUUUCAGAGUCCAAGUCUCUGGACACGCUGGAGCUGAAGGACAUUUUCAUCGCAGUGAAGACCACCAGGAAGUACCACAAGUCCAGACUGGAGCUGCUGAUUCAGACCUGGGUGUCCCGAGCUAAGGAGCAGACCUACAUCUUCACUGAUGGGGAAGACAGAGAGCUGCAGGUGAGAACAGGAACCAACAUCAUCAACACCAACUGCUCAGCAGCUCAUAACCGACAGGCUCUGUGCUGCAAGAUGUCCGUGGAGUACGACAAGUUCCUCGAGUCGCAGAAGAAGUGGUUCUGCCACAUGGAUGAUGAUAACUACGUGAUCCUGCCCAGCCUGCUGCGACUGCUGUCCUCCUACCACCACAGCCAGGACAUCUACCUGGGCCGGCCCAGUCUGGAUCACCCCAUCGAGGCUGCAGAGAGGGUCAAGAGUGAUGGAUCAGUGUCUGUAAAGUUCUGGUUCGCCACAGGUGGAGCAGGCUUCUGCAUCAGCCGAGGUCUGGCUCUGAAAAUGAGCCCGUGGGCCAGUUUGGGGAAUUUCAUCAGCACAGCAGAGAAGAUUCGGCUGCCUGAUGACUGCACCAUCGGCUACAUCAUCGAGGCCCUGCUGGAGGUGACACUGACACACACUCACCUGUUCCACUCCCACCUGGAGAACCUGCAGAAGCUACCUGUUGACACUGUGCUGGAUCAGGUGACUCUCAGUUAUGGAGGCUUUGAGAACAGAAGAAAUGUGGUCAGUGUUGCUGGAAGCUUCUCUCUGGCUGAGGACCCCACCAGGUUUAAGGCGAUCCACUGCCUCCUGUAUCCAGACACUGGGUGGUGUCCAGAGUCCCACCCUGAGCACUGAGACCGCCCCCUCUGCCACACCUGGAUCAUUCAGGUGGAAACCUUCAGCGUCUCCAAAGCUGCACCCUGAGCCUGCUUGAUUAAAAUGUCUGGAAGCUGCUGAGUGAAAGCCGGAGCGCAGAGGAAGCUGCUGCAACUUUUCAGUUGGAUCCUGGUUCCUGGUUUCUGGUUCCUGAAUCCAGGAUCUUGAAUCCUGUCCGCCUCAUGUUUGUACCAGAUUUAUUAAAGUGAAGUUGAUUCUGGGUGAAUGUGACAGCGAAUGAUCCCAUCAGCUUUUCCACAAACCAGAAACAUGAAGUCCUCUCCUCAACCCCCUUUUCCUCUGCUGGAACCAGAACCAAAUGGAGAUCUGGAGGAGCCUCUAAAAGGGACAUGGUAGAGAACUUAAAAAUCCACAAUAGUCCAUUAAUUGCAUCACAGAAAUAACUGAUGUGAAAGUCCAGAAUGAACGAGGAGAAAGCGGUUUGUCUUUGGUCUUUUCUCUGCAGCUACUCUGUAAAAGUGUAGAAAACUGGACCAGGAACUGCUGCAGCAGACUUCCUGGUUUUCCUCGUAGGCUCGGUGUGGAUGGAGUUAACACUACACCUUAUCUCCCUGGUCUAAGUUUAAAAUGUCAGAGCCUCAGACCUGGACUUGUUUCCGGGAGCUUUGGUGCAGCUAUAGGAGGUGGUUUAAGCCCGGUUGUUCUCUCUCACCUCCCAACAAGAACAUUAAAGGACGAUAUUAAGCACAUACGUGUGUUUUAGGAAGGAAAAAUUGAUCAUAUUUGCUUUGCCUCAAAUGUUCAUGAAGGUUUCAUAUUGUGGGAAAUUCUGUGCUGGAUGGUUCGGUUCCUGGUGAGAAUUUCCCUGCUGCAGUGUUCCUGCUCAUUCAGGUUUUUUAUGGUUGAUUUGACCCCACAAUGACGGCGUCCCACCCUGAGGUCCAAAUUUACUAAACUGGGCAGUUUCCUCCUCCAGUCGGUUGACGCAUUCAGUUUCUGUUUUAAAUGUAGAUGAAUUAACAUUCAGCUCCUGUUCAGACAUGUUUUUCUCUUGUCUCUGAAACUGGGUCUUCUCAUGAGACGAUACGUGUCUGAUGAAGUAUUUUAUAUUACUCUGUGAAAGCCAGGUCAGUGUUAUAUUAGCUUCGCCUUCUGUUUGAGGAUGCUGUGGUUCUUGAAUGAACUGAGCUGAUAGUUGAUGGUACGUGUAAUCAGGCAGAUGAUGAUGAUGAUGAUGUGUAAAUGAUGCUUCACCGACUCAUGAUGCUUUCAUGAACUCGUCUCUUUAUUUACCAUUUUAUUUUUCCUGAGUGUUUAUGGUUUGCACUACCUGAAUGAUGUCACUUCCUGUGUUUCUGGCUGUCAGGUGUUCAGGUCACAAUCGGUGGGCGGAGUCAAACAUGAGAUAUGUUCCAGACAUAUUUUUGUCCAGUCCCUGAAUGCAUCAGUGUUGUUGGUUCUGCAGGACCCGGGUCCAGGACGGGUUCUGUGGCAGAGCAGGCUGCAUGCCGGUCCUGUGAAGCGUGAGCGUGGUUCCGACUCCUCACGGGAUCUUCAUGAUGAGGUGACGAGCGUUGCUUCAAACUUUUUCUUAAACCUGAUGGAAACCGGAGGAGGAAGGCUGCAGCAGGUCUUCCUCUCCACUCAAACCCACAUCUGUUUCUUCUUAUUAAACAUGUCUGUGGGAAGAACCGGUCCACCUGUUUGCACAAGAGUCCAAAAGCACGUCCCACUGCAGGCCAGUGAAGGACGACGAUGAUGAUGAUGUACGCCCAGCAGCUGAUGUAUUGUGAUGUUUCAGAAAGAAUAAAAGAGAUUUUUCAGGA